AGUCAUGGAACCCAACUACUAACUGGAACUUUCCAUGUGAUUUUGUGCCCAUCUUAUAUAUAUAUGUCCUUAUCUCUAUCUUCUCAGAGAACCAAAAAUCUCACCAUAACCCCUGAACUCUCUGUCUGGAAAAUUAAUUCUCAGAUAGAUUAAGACCCCUGAAAGACAGCAUAGUCUAGACGGAAGAGAAUUAGAGUUGAACUAAGCUCAAGCUUCCAGUCUAUGUUACCUGAACCUUGUAGGACCCCUCAUGUGAGAUUCAUCCAUCACUUGAAUCUUCAGGUGCUGUAGAUGGAAAAUGAUGGAUUUAGAGUUGAGAAAGAAGAGAUUAGUCAGGGUCAUUUCCGGAAAAUUGCUCUGGACUUUCAAUGAUCACCAACUGCUUAGUGCUACUGAAGUCCACCUCCUUAAAACCAGUAUUCUCACAAGGCUGUGAAUUUGAAGAAUAAAAACUACAAGUAAUCCUAAGGACAAUGCAGAGAAAAAUGGGAAGCUUUUUACCACCAUUAUCACUACUUGGAAUUGGACUGAUCUGGGUUCCUGAUCCUUGGAACAUCUAGAAUACUGUUUCCUGUACUUCUUGAAAUUCCUAUUGGUGAGAAAUAAUUUGGAAUGAGGACUGAGAAGCCAGAGAGGAAAAAUAUCAUCAGGGCUCUUCAGAAUGGUUCUAUGUAGAAGGGAAAAGCAUCCAACAUCACAAUGAGAAGAAGACAGAAGAUUCUGUCAAACGCCUCAGACCAACUCCUUGGAAAAGGCCUUAAUCACCGGACCAAGAUGGAUUUGUCACCAUGUUCCUCACACCAGACUGUACCAUCAAAUGAACAAGAUCAUCAGUCCAAGCCUUUGAUGAUGCCACGCCUAAACCAAAACCAGGCCAAAAGCAAGGUGUUACCCCAUCCUGGCCACAAGAACACAUCCACUCCCUCACCAUGCUUCAAACACCAGACCACAGCUAUACAAUCAUCCCAUGCUGAGAGUCAAACAGCGGCUGUACCCUUACCCCAUCUCGAUCAUCAAGGCCCUACCAAACCUAUAGCCACGCAGUCACCACGCCCUAAACAUUGGGCUAGAAGCACAAUUCCAUCCUUGCCAUUUCCUGAUACUAGGGCAAGGACAGCUGGUGUCAUAGCUUUACCGUGCUCAGAAAACUGGAUGGCUCCUCCACUUAGCCCUAACCUCUGGAACAAGGCUUCACUGGACCCAGAGCACCUUCCUAGGAUUCCCCAAGGAUUUGACCACUGGGCUGAAAAUGUACGACACAUCGACUACUGGCCCACAAUUGCCUCAUCCCCUUGUUAUCAGAAUGAGGUUACAUCCUAUAUAGAUUGCAGACCAAUAGUCAAAACUAUAGCUUCUCUAUCCUUUAACUUUGGCCCAGUGGCCAAAGCCACAGCUAUUCCAUUUCUAUCCUGUAGUCAUCAGUCUAAAGCUCCACAGGCCAUGAAGCACUAUGAAAGGGGUAUAAUCUCCCCAUUACCAUUGCAGACCUUCAGUCACCAACACAGAAUCAAAGGUUCACCACUGCUAUGCCCUGAUUUCUCUAAAGCCAGUGGUGAACCUGGCAGAUAUCACAGGGCAAGUCCUCUAGCAGAUGCUGAUCAGAUGAUAGACAAAGACAGGGAUAAAGGUAGACUAACCUUCAACCAAUGGGUCAAAGUUCCAGACCCCAAAUUUUGCAUUACAUAUCCAUUAGAAUCAAAAGAUCCUGAGACAGAGACAAAGGUAGCCCCUGACCAUCAAGUCUCACUUCCACCAGAUCCUGAGCAUAGGACUAAAGUUUUCUCAGACUCUGAUCAAAUGUUUACCAAAAUUCUACCAGACCCAGAGUACCAAACUAAGUUUUCUCUUGGAUCCAAUAACCAUGCCCAGGUUUGUCUGGGCCCCAGUUACCAAGAUAAUGAUGAUCUUGGGCCAGAUAAGAAGGCUAACUGUCUAUUGGCUCCUAUCCACAAUGUUCAAUCUACCUUGGAUGCUGAUCAGCAGCAGGUAGAGGGCAAAACAAGUCCUACACCACAAGUUCAUUUUGCUUCAGGACUAAAUCACAAAGUCAAACUUACACAGGGUACUGACUACUACAUUAAAUAUGAAGCAAGACCUAAACAGCUGGAUGAAAUUUCAUCAGAUUCUGACUUUCAGAUGAGAACUACACCAGAUCCUGACCAGAGGAUUAAACUUCCUUCAAAUCUAACAAAUUGGGUCACAUUUCCUCUAGACACCAAACACAGGGACACACCUCAAAACCCCAACAAUCAGACGGCUCCUUAUUCAGGUCUUGACCCACCAUCCACACCUCCUCUGGGAAAUACACAAGUUACAUCUUCAGCCCUGAAACAAUGGCUCAAACCUUCACAGACUCCCAAAUACUGGGCCACACAUUUUACACAUCCUGAACAUCCAGAUACACCCUCCCAAGAGCUUGACCAUCAGCAAACAUCUCCACUGAACUUUGAACAUGAACAAAUGAACCCAGCAACCUCUGAUGAGAAGCUGGAGCCUCCAAGAGAUCCUAUCCCUUUUGUACAAAGUCAUUCAUAUCCUGACCAUUGUGCCAAGGUCUUACCACAUCCAGACAAACAGGUGAAGGCUAUAUCUGUUCCCAAAUACCGGACCCAGGAAAUAAAGAACAGAGACUCUUCAUGGUGUUUUAAUUAUAUUAGACCAUACAUAGUUGAGGGUGGUACUGUACAUAACAAAACUGUUAACAAUAUCAUAAGUUCUAUCCCUCAGGAAGAAAUUAAAAAUGACAUUCGAAAACAAAUUCUUCUUAAGCGGAUGAAACAAUGUCCUAAUUUUCAGGAUGGGCCACGCCUUUGUUCAAGUUAUGAUGUCUGUGUCCUUUGUGCUUCCUGGAUUCCGCAUGGUUGUUCUCAUGUGGAUAGAAUGCAUGGACAAACAAUAGCCCAUUUGAUGGCUAUACCAACACCUAUGCCUGGUUCUAAUAUAAGAAUGGGCAUUAAGUUUAUUCUCCAACUUCCCCCACAAAGGACAUCUCCUGAUAUUUACCUCACAUUCCCAAAUUUUGGUAGGCCUCACCACACAUACUAUUCACCUGUCAUUCCUUCACCCCCUUAUUCAGAACCUAUGCCCUCUGAAUCUCUGCUGGUCUCGUGGCUUGACUAUAGCCAUGAUAAGCGUCAUCAGUCACCUGGAAGAAAAACAAGUAGAAGUCCAGAGCUGUUCCCGGGGAAAACGUCCAAGAGAAAAGAAGAAUCGGUGGAGUCUACGGGAAUUUUCAAAUCUUUUCUGGAGAGAUAUCAAAUGAAGAGGAAGGAAAAUUAAAAAAAUGUCAUUCUUUCCU
This is a messenger RNA of Trichosurus vulpecula (common brushtail), 3298 nucleotides long. RefSeq lists its product as uncharacterized. NCBI's taxonomy places the organism in Eukaryota, Metazoa, Chordata, Mammalia, Diprotodontia, Phalangeridae. Bases 700 to 3279 code for a protein of 859 amino acids. The transcript is spliced from 6 exons. The record is from RefSeq and is a predicted model, not a curated record.